Messenger RNA from Parathielavia appendiculata, 3249 nucleotides. RefSeq names its product Nrap protein. The transcript has 3 exons. Gene Ontology annotation, biological process: tRNA export from nucleus; rRNA processing. Gene Ontology annotation, cellular component: small-subunit processome; UTP-C complex; CURI complex. The record is from RefSeq and is a predicted model, not a curated record. Lineage: Eukaryota; Fungi; Ascomycota; Sordariomycetes; Sordariales; Chaetomiaceae. Bases 1 to 3249 code for a protein of 1082 amino acids.
AUGGAUUCAGCUCCGGCAAAGCGACGGAAACUCAACCACAAGAAAGAUGCUACCGAUGUCGCCCUGGAAUCGGCCGCUUCGACAGGCGUCUCCAGGUCGAGGGCCUUCGUGUUGGAGACCGAGGAGUUGUUAGACUCGGUGCGCCUGGACUACGGAGCUGCUCUUGAGGGCGCCGACGACCUUCUGCAUCGGAUCAAAGGAGUCGUUGAGGGAAUCAAGGCCCAUGAACCCCUUCCGGUUGCCGAGGCCGCAUUCAAGCUCGAGAAAAAACACAAAAUCAAGGUCCCAUUUCCCGAUCCGCGGCCCCAGGAGAACACCAAUUACAAGGUUGCCUUCGCCAAGCCUGCCCAGUUCAACGUCGUGGGCAGCUAUGUCUCCAAGACAAUGAUCACUACGCAGAAGAGCCACGGCGUCGACAUGGUCCUAGUCCUGCCCCAGGAAAUUCUGCAGGAGAAGGACUACCUGGCUCUGCGCUAUUUCUACAAGAGAGCGUAUUAUCUGGCCGUAAUUGCCGCUGCGCUCCAAAAAGAGCUGGGGAGCGAGGCUCAGCUGUCGUACGAGCAACUUAACGGAAACCACUUGUGUCCAGUCCUUGCCAUCCAGCCUACCGCGUCAAAUUCCAGGGAUUUGGACAAAAAGACCCUGGACUACAGGAUACGAAUCAUCCCCUGUGCGCCUGAUGGGUUCUUUCCCAAGGCAAAGCUUCACCUUGGAGCUUCGCUGAUUCGCAAGGGCCGCGAAGGAGUCGCGAACGCCUCGACUGAACCCACGCCGUUCUACACUUCGACUCUAGUCGCCGAGACUUGCUUCCUCUCAUACCUCAAGGUUUUGAAGCAGGCAGAGAAGAAAUGUGCGGCGUUCAAGAAUGCCUGUAUUUUGGGCCGCAUCUGGUUGCAGCAGAGAGGUUUCGGGGGGGACAUUUCGCAGGGCGGGUUUGGCCAUUUUGAGUGGGCGGUGCUGCUUGCUCUCCUUCUGCAGGGAGGCGAGAGCAAAGGGCAGGCCGCCCUGUCUGCCUCGCUGAGCAGUACUCAGCUCUUCAAAGCCCUUAUACAAUUUCUUUCGGUGACCAACUUUGCAGAGAAGCCUUGCGACUUCGGUUCGGGAAACGCGGAUCUGGAAGCUCUUCUUGAACACGGUCCAAUCCUUUACGAUUCCACCCGGCAACUGAACAUUGCUUUCAAGAUGGGCCCGUGGUCCGCCGCUCUGCUUCACCAACAUGCGAGAUGGACGCGCAGUCUACUCGCUGACAGCACGGCUGACCAAUUCAACCCAAUCUUCAUUCUCAAAACCGACGUGCCUUCACACAGCUAUGACUUGAUUGCGCGUAUAAAUCUUGACAAGGCAUCGGAAGAGACGGGCGCUGAUGCCCGGGGCCAGACAUGGCAGCUCAGCACCAAAGUAUACCGGAUCUUGAAAAGAGCGCUUGCAGACAAAGAAAUGGGGCAGAGGGCUCGCUUAAUCCACAUCCAAGCCCAAGCUCGCCCAACAUGGCCGCUCACGGAGGAGCCCAAGGCACCGGAAACUUCACCGUUGGAAAUCGGCAUCCUCUUUGAUCCUGUCAACAUGGCGCGGACCGUCGACCGUGGGCCAUCCGCGGGGCCAAGCGCGCAAGAGAAGGAGGAGUGCGAAAGGUUUCGCCGGUUCUGGAGCGACAAGUCCGAGCUCAGGCGUUUCGAGCGAGACACCAUCCGGGAGACCUUGAUCUGGACCUCAACGACGCCUUUUGAUCUCUGCGAAGAGAUUAUGCGCUACGUCCUCGGUCUGCACCUGCGAAUUGGACAACUCCACGAUGAGAUCACUGUUUAUGGCAAUGGCCUGCCUGCUCUACUGUCUCUCAAGCCAGCCGACACAGCCCUGUUCAAUGUGGCGAAGAAGGCGUUCGGCACUCUCGAGCGCGAUAUCCGGGAUCUGGAAGAUCUGCCCCUCCGUGCAUCGGGUAAAUGGCCCGAGAGUCUGGUCGCCAUCCAGCGGACAAAGAUUGCCUUUCUCUUGAUGAUUGGUAGGCUGUUAGAGAGCAGCAAGCCUACCGAGAUCAAGACGCACGUUGGACUCGAAGACGCCAAGUACGAAACUGAGAACCUUGCCUUCCUUGACGUGCUUUACGAGUCCGGACCUUCGUUCCGCCUUCGGAUACACAGCGACCUCGAGGAGUCACUCCUGGAGCGGCAGGUCAAAGACAAGACCGCAGAGCAAUAUCUCCGACAGCGCGCCACGACUCUGCUCGCGACGUUUAGGCGGCUCUACACCAAUCUUCCCCUGCACGGCCAAUACAUCUCCACCUCGGGAACCCGCUUUCCAGCUUUGUCCCCUACAAUUCGUUUGGUUAAGCACUGGUUCAACGCCCACAAGCUGUCUUAUCACUUCACCGAAGAGUUUAUCGAAUUAGCCGUCCUCCACGUAUUCCUCACGCCCUAUCCCUGGGAUGCCCCCACGAGCGCCAGCACAGGCUUCCACCGGACCCUGCUCUUCCUAGCCCACUGGGACUGGCGCUCGGAGCCGCUCGUCCUCGACACGAGCGGUGAGAUGUCCGCCGCAGAGCGGUCAUCGAUCGCGACGCGCUUGGAAGCCUGGCGCAAGAUCGACCCCAACAUGAACCAUACCGUGCUCUUCGUCGCCACGGCCCAAGAGCCGAGCGGAGUCGCGUGGACGACCCUCGACGGCCAGCCGAAACCUUCCAAGGUCGUCGCAACCCGGAUGACGGCGCUGGCCAGGACCGCCACCCGACUCGUCAGGGUGCAGGGGGUCGAGCUCGACUGCAGGAUGCUGUUUGUGCCGUCGCUGAAGGACUACGACGUCCUCAUCCACCUGAACAGCAAGGCCGUCAAGAGCACGCUGAAGACGUAUGCCACGAUUGAUCCGCAAGAGGAAGGGGAGAGUCUCGGCCGGCCGACCAAGUUCAAGAAUCUCGAUGAGCGUACGGGAUUGGAGCCGCUGCCGCUCGCGCAGCACCCUGCGGAGCUGUUCUUGGAGCAUCUGAGCGCGGCGUACGGCGGGCCACUCGUCUUCUUCCGUGGUGGAGUUGAAGACAGCACUAUCGGUGCUAUCUGGAAUCCUCAGAUGCAGAAACGGACUUUCAAGAUUAACCUGCCAACCUCGUAUAAGCCUGUUGCUGGGGAAAAGCGGAGCAGUGGUGGCGAGGAUGGUGACGGAGAGGAAGAUUAUGUGGAGGUCAAUAAGGAGGCGAUACUGUCCGAGAUUGCGAGGAUAGGGGCGGAUUUGAUUGACAAGAUCGAGGUGAAAGGUGCUUAA